AUGUCGAGGUGGGAAAAUACACUGAGAGAAGACAGAUACAGGCACGAAAAGAAAAACCCUUCUUUCUCAUCCUCUCUCCUUGACAAAAUUUACCGUUCGAUCGACGAGGGUUCUCCGAGAAACCGCGAGGACUCGAUGUUUUACAAUGAUGCAAUGCCCAAGAAACAGAGCAGAAGCGGCGUGAAAAGCAGCAGAGCAGUCGAAGAAGACGAGAUGGCGAGCCUCCGCCGAGCUUGUUUGAUCGAGAAAUGGAUGGAAAAGAAGGUCAAUCAGAAGGUCGGAGUACAAAGAAGACAGCAUUUGGGUGAAUUGGACCGAAAAUUAGACCGUGAUCACGACCGUGAUCUUGAUGCUUUGUUUUUCAGCUCCACUUCCAGCUCCUCGGAUUCGAGCUCCGGCGGAUUCUCCUCCUCGGACGCUGAGUCCAUGUUGGGGUCUAAGUCGAGAUCCUCUUGUUUUGCCCCGCCGUGGCCGAAGGCGGUUCGCACCAGCGUCUCGUCCCGGUCGGUGAAAACAGAGGAAAAAACAGAGAGGAAACAGAGGGAAGUGCACAUGUUUGAUGACUAUCAUUACAGUUGCUCCUCGGAGCCGACUCCGAAGCUCGACGAAGGCAUAAUUAAGUCGAAAUCGAGGGCGCUGAAGAUUUACAACAAUCUAAGGAAGGUGAAACAGCCGCUUUCGCCGGGCGGUCGGGUUGCAAAUUUCCUCAAUUCAAUCUUCACCGCAGGGCAGACCAAGAAAACAAAGAGCACUUCAUCAAUUGGAGGAUACGAGGAAGCGAGUGUGGAGAGGAAACUGAAAUCAGGGCAAGACUCGACGUGUUCUUCGGCCUCUUCAUUUUCAAGAUCAUGUUUGAGUAAGAACUCUCCAUCUACUCGAGAAAAACUGCGAAACGGGGUUAAAAGAUCGGUUCAUUUCUAUCCGGUGAGUGUGAUCGUGGACGAAGAUUGCAGGCCAUGUGGGCAGAAAUGCUUGUACGAAGGGGAGGAUCAAACCCUAAUGCCGGUCACUGUUCCGACCGCAUGGAAAAUUGGUCGAUCUCCGGGGAGAAAAGCGGAGGAGGAGCUUAAGCUUCAAGCGUUGGAGAAAAGCAGAAGAGUUAAGGAAGCGGGCAGAGAGGUUUUGAGAGAUAGCCAUCGGAACCAAGUUACGAGUGAAUUAGUGAACAGAGAUUAUCGUGACCGCCAUGAUGGUGAUGACGAUGAUGCUGCUAGUUGUUCGAGUUCGGAUCUUUUCGAGCUUGAUCACCUUGCAGUGAUCGGAAAAGAAAGAUAUCUGGAAGAGCUUCCGGUGUACGAAACCACUCACGUUCGUACAAAUCGCGCCAUUGCUAAUGGCUUAAUAAUGUAG
Messenger RNA from Malus domestica (apple), 1350 nucleotides. RefSeq names its product protein BIG GRAIN 1-like A. Lineage: Eukaryota; Viridiplantae; Streptophyta; Magnoliopsida; Rosales; Rosaceae. The record is from RefSeq and is a predicted model, not a curated record. Gene Ontology annotation, biological process: auxin-activated signaling pathway.